Messenger RNA from Oncorhynchus mykiss (rainbow trout), 1398 nucleotides. RefSeq lists its product as uncharacterized. Gene Ontology annotation, cellular component: nucleosome. The record is from RefSeq and is a predicted model, not a curated record. NCBI's taxonomy places the organism in Eukaryota, Metazoa, Chordata, Actinopteri, Salmoniformes, Salmonidae. Gene Ontology annotation, biological process: nucleosome assembly. Gene Ontology annotation, molecular function: structural constituent of chromatin; DNA binding.
UAUUGAAUAACUAAUGACCCCAUCCCUAUCUCCAUCUGUAUCCAGCGACCCCAGUUCGCCUGUUCAAGUACCAGGCAGAGGCUACAUCUGCACCCAAAACCAACGAUGCAAGGCGUGUGGCUACCCGGGUCUCCCAGCUCAUCCUUCGGGUAGUCUCCCAGUGCAAGCACCGGGGUGGCAUCUCCAUGGUGGACCUCAAGCAUGCCCUGGCUGCUGGUGGCUAUGAUGUUACCAAGAACAAUACCCGUGUGAACUUAGCUGUGAAAGGCCUGGUGAGGAAGGAGACACUGGUGCAGACUACUGGAGUUGGUGCAUCUGGGUCAUUUAAACUCAACAAGAAACUGACGUAUGAGAAGAGAGUUAAGACAAGAGCCAUGAGAAACCUUGCAGCAGCUGAGAGGGCCAAGCAGAAAAAAGGAAUUUUGAAGCCAGCAGCAGAGAAAGGAAAGGCCUUGAAACCAACAGGAAAAGGCCAGAAACCAGGAGCAAAAACAACUAAACCAGCAGGAAAAGCUCUGAAACCAGGAGCAAAAACAACUAAACCAGCAGGAAAAGCUCUGAAACCAGGAGCAAAAACAACUAAACCAGCAGGAAAAACAGCUCAACCAGCAGACAAGAACAAAACAGUUGUAGGAAAAGGUCAAAGGGAAAUAGGAGAUAGACCAAAACAAGUAGGCAAAAGCCACAAACCAGCAGGACAAGCAUCAAAAUCACCAGCCAAGGUCCAAAAAACAGGCUACAAAGCCCCUAAAUCUGCAGGAAAGUCCUUGAAAGCAGCCAAUCAGAAAACCCGUAAAAUGGUUGUAAGCCGCAAUACAAAGCCACGGAUAUAGUGACCUGGGCUUGCUAAAAGACGUGCUUCCUUGUGGAAAUGGACUGAGUAUGGACUAGAAGAAUAAUAUGUCCGUAGUAGAUUUGCCAAAUUACCGUAGCCUUACGUAUACGACUGUUAUAUUUUGUCAAUGUAAUAAAAAUCAAUACAAUGUUCCUCACAAAUUACAUGUACACUACCGUUCAAAGGUUUGGGGUCACAUAGAAAUGUCCUUUAAAUCAGAACAGUUUUCAGCUGUACUAACAAUUACCAAAUGGUUUUCUAAUGAUCAAUUAGCCCUUUAAAACAAACUUGGAUUAUCUAACACAAUGUGCCAUUGGAACACAGGAGGUUGCUGAUAAUGGGCCUCUGUACACCCAUGGAGAUAUUCCAUAAAAUAUCUGCCGUUUCCAGCUACAAUAGUCUACACUGUAUUUCUGAUCAAUUUGAUGUUAUUUUAUUUAAUGGACAAAACAUUUGCUUUUCUUUCAAAAACAAGGCCAUUUAAGUGACCCUAAAGUUUUGAACAGUAGUGUAUAUUGAGUGAUUAUUUGACCAGUAUUACAUGAAAACAUGAUUUUUGUCCC